This is a messenger RNA of Peniophora sp. CBMAI 1063, 1269 nucleotides long. The record is from the annotation of a GenBank genome assembly. Lineage: Eukaryota; Fungi; Basidiomycota; Agaricomycetes; Russulales; Peniophoraceae.
AUGGCGAAGGGUAUCUUCUCUAGCUUGAAGGGCGUCGAUGCCUUUGGCAAGACGAUGGAGGAUGUGAAGAUCAAGACGCGAACGGGCGCGUUCUUGACUUUGCUAUCCGCCGCACUUAUCCUGGCAUUUACGACUAUGGAAUUCAUCGACUACCGCAGAGUGUACAUCGACACCUCUGUCGUCGUCGACCGCUCGCGCGGUGAGAAGCUGACAGUACACAUGAACGUCACCUUUCCCCGCGUACCCUGUUACCUUCUCUCGCUGGACGUGAUGGACGUUUCCGGUGAAGUGCAACGCGAUAUUUCUCACCACAUCCUCAAAACCCGCCUCACGAACGCCGGUACACCUGUUCCGAACUCCGCCAUCGCCGAAAUGCGCAACGAAAUCGACAAGCUGAACGAGCAGCGCUCCGACGGCUACUGUGGAUCUUGCUACGGCGGCACACCACCUGAAUCCGGCUGCUGUAACACUUGCGACCAAGUCCGAGCGGCCUACGUUGCCCGCGGCUGGUCUUUCGGCAACCCCGGGCAGAUCACGCAGUGUGUGGAGGAACACUGGAGCGAGAGGCUCGCGGAGCAAAGCGCGGAAGGAUGUAACAUUGCCGGACGCGUACGCGUGAACAAGGUUGCUGGCAACAUCCAGCUCUCGCCCGGUCGUUCGUUCCAGAGCGCCGCGUCCAACAUCUACGACUUGGUACCGUACUUAAAGGAGGAUGGCAACCGCCACGACUUCAGCCAUACCAUUCACCGCUUCCAGUUCUCUGCCGAUGAUGAGUACAACCCGAACCGCGCAAAGGUCGCCGCGCGUUUGCGCGAGUCACUCGGUAUUGAGAGCAACCCUCUCGACGGAUACCUCGCUCGCACGUCGAAGGCCCAGUACAUGUUCCAAUACUUCCUCAAGGUCGUCAGCACGCAGUUCAAGGCGCUGAACGGACAGAAGGUCAACAGUCACCAGUACAGCGUUACGCACUUCGAGCGUGAUUUGAGUAAGGGCCACGGAGAUGCUACGACGGAGGGUGUACAGGUUCAGCAUCAGGGUGCUGGAAUCCCGGGCGCGUUCUUCAACUAUGAGAUCUCGCCUAUACAGGUUCGCCAUGUCGAGGAGCGCCAGUCGUUUGCGCAUUUCCUCACUUCAACAUGCGCCAUCGUCGGUGGUGUGCUCACAGUAGCGAGCAUCGUCGACAGCGUACUCUUCGCCACACAACGCACACUGAAGAAGAAGAGCGGUGUCGCGAGCGGGAACGGCCACUCGAACGGCAAGCUCAUGUAA